Molecule: messenger RNA, 5960 nt
Organism: Hemibagrus wyckioides
Lineage: Eukaryota; Metazoa; Chordata; Actinopteri; Siluriformes; Bagridae
Product: fibrinogen C domain-containing protein 1-like
Exons: 7
Coding region: 585-1955 (456 amino acids)
Source: RefSeq, a predicted model, not a curated record
UUUGGUUUGUAAAGCGGCGCUUCAGCUCAGCAGAGACACACUAUACAGAGACGCUGAGGAUGAUGUGAGACAGAAACAUUUUUUAAUGACUCUCAUGGACGCUACGGGAUUAAUACUAUCGUGGAUACAUAUUUAUCCCGACAUUUCUUUCUCUCUCUCUCUCCCUCUUUUUGAACCUAUUUGUUUUUUCUCAUCACCUUAACGGACAGGAGGAAGUUUCCUCAGAGGAAGAUUUUUGUUGUUGUUGUGAUGGGAAGCGGCUGAUAUUGCUUACUUUUCGCUCUCUCCCGACAUUUUCGACCUCUUCACAUUAUCUGUCGUCUUAAGUGUGUGUGUGUGUGUGUGUGUGUGUUUUCCCUCUGUCUUAAACUGGUGUGUGAGAUCUUGCAGCAGGUUCAGUAGCUCUGUGCUGGACGUGCGCGUGCUGCUCCAAUAGUUCACGUCCUCUUAGAGACCAACUAAAAAACUGUGUGUUAAUGGAGGGAUUAAACAAAACAGGAUAUAUUUACAGUCCGUGAGGACAAGUCUUGGAUUUUUGCAGGUUGUUGUCGAAGAAUAUUGGUGAAGGAGCUCUGGGAAUAAUCAUGAACAGCGUCACGGAGCUUGAAGACGGACCGCAGCACAAGGCUCAGAGGACGAGCUGCAGUUACCUCCUGUGCACCAUUCUGCUCUUUGUUGCUGUGCUGCUAGCUGUUACAGUAACAGGCACCAUCCUCUUAAUGAACCACUCCCAGGCACCCUCAGGCCCCGAUGCUCCUCCCCUCAUCACUACCAAUCAGGACGAAGGCAAUGCCCUGGUGACGGUGGAGAGAGGCGAUGGCUCCCGCAUUAACAUCUUCAUCGACCCCAACUGCCCCGACUACAACAGCAACUUCCUGCGAUUGGAGGGGUUACAAACGUCACUGCUGCACUCGCUCAGCCACCAUGACACAGACCUGAAGUCCGUGAAGGGACAGGAGCGUGCAUUGCUUGUCCAGUUGGCUGAGGAAAUUGCUAAGCUGUCAGCCCAUGGCAGCCAGCUGAAGGCGGAAUACAAUGCACUGAGGCAGGGCCAGAGCAGCAUCAGCCAGGAGAUCAGCAUGCUGCAGACCGAGCAGGCCAGGCUCGUCCAGCUGCUGUCCGAGAGCCAAAAUAACAUGAUGAAGGUGGUAAACACGGUGAGUGACGUGUUCGAUUCCAUGCAGAAGGAACCUGGCAGCAUGAAGGUGUUCCUGAAGGCAGACUUGCAGAGGGCUCCGGUGCGCAGUGGCGUCCGACCCAGGGGCUGCUCCAGUGGAGAGGGCCGACCCAGAGACUGCAGUGACAUCUAUGCCGGCGGACAGCGUGAAGAUGGGAUCUACUCCAUCUUUCCCAUACACUUUCCCUCAGGCUUCCAGGUUUACUGCGACAUGAGCACUGAGGGAGGUGGCUGGACGGUGUUCCAGCGCAGAGAAGACGGCUCUGUAAACUUCUACAGGGAUUGGGCUGCAUACCAAGAGGGAUUUGGCAAGAUUACAGGGGAACACUGGCUCGGUCUGAAGCGGAUUCAUGCCCUGACCAUUCAGGCUAAUUAUGAGUUGAGGAUUGACCUGGAGGACUUUGAGAACAGCACUUCCUUCGCGCAGUAUGGAUCCUUCGGAGUUGGAUUGUUCUCCGUUGACCCGGACGAGGACGGCUACCCGUUGAGCAUAGCGGACUACUCAGGAACCGCUGGUGACUCAUUGCUCAAACACAACGGCAUGAAGUUCACUACAAAGGACAAGGACAACGAUCACUCGGAGAACAACUGUGCCUCCUUCUACCACGGAGCCUGGUGGUACCGGAACUGCCACAUGUCCAACCUGAACGGACAGUACCUACGCGGCCAGCACUCGUCCUACGCCGACGGCAUCGAGUGGUACUCCUGGACUGGUUUGCAGUACUCCCUAAAAUUCACGGAGAUGAAAAUCAGGCCUACGUGCGAGCAAAACGAAUGAGUGAAGCACAAGGUGAUCUUCAGCCUCUGUGGUGUAGGUGUUAGAGAGACUAGGCACAGAAAUGUGCGUGGACUGUAUGAUGAUGUAUUCUCCUGUUUGUUUUUGCGUGGUUCUGUUUCCGAGCCCCUUUUUCCAUCGUCCACCAUUCCAGUCGUAGUGUAGUGUCAGUGACGAAGCGCGCUCUAACCGGUUACUUCUCUGAAUAUUAUGAAAUCAAGAAGUCUUUUUUUUUUUUUGUCUUAAGGUUAAUGUUGAUGAAAUGCUAAAAAAAAAAAAAAAAAAAAAAGUGUAAUUCAGUAAAGAUUUGUCUGGACUUUUGUUUUAAAAAGCAACUGAUUACCCCUGUUCUCAGAAUGAUUUAGGUUGUAUUAUGUACAGAAGAUGUUUUUCUUAAUUCUAUUUCAAUUCUGUCAUCAAGUAUUGUUAAGUCCUGGAAGCUGGGUAUUUCAGCCACUUCAGCUAGUGGGAAAGCAGAGAGAAUGAAAAAAAAAAAAAAAAUAAAAAAGCUCAACUACUCUUCUAGCACUUGAAUGGCACCAUGCAGCAAAAUGCACAAUUACCGAGAGGCUAUUAUAAAUGGAGCAGAGAUACCGAGUCCCUAUUCGUAGAGAGCAUGUCAUAUCAUGUUGUUCGGUAAUUAAUCACAAUGAGCCAGAGGGACAAGGAGUGGGAGGAAUUAUUACAUUAAUGGAAACCUUAUUAUAAUAACAAGCUCGUUUUUGAUUGGAAGUGCACUACAUAUACAUGAAGCACCAUGGAGUAGAUUACAGUGAUGAUCCUGUGCGGUUUAGUAAAGGAAUGUCUUAACCAUGUCUCAUUUGUUAUACUAUAUUACCUUCCAUUUGCCAGGUCACUGGGAAGCAAUUAGGUUUCUAAUAGAGCUCAAUCCUUUUAUAUACAAAUGAAUGGCCAAAGGUUUGUGUUGACCUAACCAUACCACCAAAUAUGUGGUUCUUCCCCAAAUUGUACAGGACAUCUUUGUAUGUUGGAUUAUAAUUAUCUUCACUAAAACAAAGAGGCUCUAACCUGUUCCAGCAUGACGGUGCUCCUGUGCACGAUGUGAUCUCAAUGAAGACAUGCUGUGUUAAGGUUGGAGUGGAAGAACUCCUGCACAGAGCCCUGACCUCAACCCUCAACCCCACUGAGUACCUUUGGGAUGAACUGAAACACCAGAUCUCCUCACCCUACAUCAGUGUCUGAUCUCACUGAUGCUCUUGUAGCCGAACGAGCACAAAUCCCCACAGCCGCUCUUCGCCGAUCAAAGUUCAGAGGCUAUUUAAACAGCAAAGGGAGACUAAACCUGGACCGGGACAUAUGGCUGUGAUGGUCAGGUGUCCACAAAAUUUUGGCCAUGUAGUGUAACAUUCAAAGUUGUAUUGAAAGAGUUUAACACAGUGGCAUUGUCUUUCUCUGUUUUGUGUGACAAAUAUUUGUAUUCAGAUUUAAAACAGGAGUGGCCUAUCUAUCUAUCUAUCUAUCUAUCUAUCUAUCUAUCUAUCUAUCUAUCUAUCUAUCUAUCUAUCUAUCUAUCUAUCUAUCUAUCUAUCUAUCUAUCUAUCUAUCUAUCUAUCUAUCUAUCUAUCUAUCUAUCUAUCAUGAAUGUCUGUGUUGCCAGGAGCAGUGGAAAACCUAUAGGAUAAAGAGAGGUAGAAAUACCAGCAGUGUCAGUAUCGUAUAUGAAAUCUGGCUCAAUCACAUCAAUCCAGUUUUCUUUUCUGAUUAAAGUAGAUAUUAUUUUUGUUCGGGCCUGCCUGCAAUAUUUUCUAUAUCUACUUUCCCAGUUUACAAACAUGCCAUUAACCUAAAUUUAAACCUUAACGACUUACUCAAGGAGGUUAAUGAACAGGGUCUGACUUUAUCUGCAAGCUUCAUAUCUGACUGCUUGCUUGAGCUGGCAUGAAAGUCCAACCCGUUUCCCUCAUAUCAGUCCUGCUGCACACCUGUAGUGUUAAUCAAAUCAAAACCUCUAAAAAAAAGAAGUCAAUAUUAUACCAGUGUGCCGUUUAUUUCUAUCUUUAAAAUGUCUACCUGUUCAUUUCUAUCCACUCUAUCCAUUCCCAAAUGAUCGAUUCUUAUUCAUUUACAUGCCUGACAGAUAUUUCUUAUAAUGAAGCCGAUUUCCAUUUAUUUAUAAACCACUAUUAAAAUAACAUCACACAAUCAUUUAGCCUCCGGUCAUUUAAAGACUAAAUAACCCAUCUAUUAUUUAGCAUUUAUUCGUGUGGAGUCCGUUUUUCAAGUGUUAAAAUCCAUAAUGCUAAAGUCAAAUGUAAGCACUCUUAAACCCAUUUGUAUUUUAUUUAAACUAAAUUAAUUAUUCACUGCAUACAGUGUUCUCAGUCUACAGUACAUCCGUCUGGCUGAUUUUGUUUUUGCUGAAUCCACUGAUAUUUGUCCAAGACGUUUGCGGUUUUUCCAUAGACUGAAGUAACACCUUGAAAUAUGAGUGGGCAAUAAUAUACUAUUGUGAUAGAUGUUUCUAUAAUAAAUGAGAUUCAUAAUGUUAUACUGUACACACACACACACACACACUUUAACAAAUUGCCUGCGAAACAGCACAAGGACUGAAUUCAGUCGCCCUUUUAUUUAAUAUUUACAGAAAUAUGACGCUAGAAAAUAUUUUUCAACUAUUUUAUGAAAUUUUAGAAAUUUAAUUUAAAAAGUGAAAUAUUUCACUUAAAAAUCAGCUGCUCCCAGAGUGUUUGUUUAUAAGAAAAAUAAAUAAAAUAAAAUACUAUGACAUCUACAAUAUAUUGUCAAAUAUUGCCUAGUCUUACAUAUUGCCUGUCUUAUUUGCAAACACUGGAAAAAGCAAGCAAAGUAUCCAGUAUUAAUAGCCCAAUUCACAGUAAAGCAUUUAAAAACAUUUAGUAUUAAAGGAAAGGUCCAACCUGAAACACGAUAUAUAUGAUUUGAUUGAAGUACUUGUGAUGCAUUUAAUGUUUCUGCGGCUGAUUUGCUGUACUUUUGUUAUUUCUUUGAGAAGUUGGCGGGUUGAUUGUAGCUCUGAUGUGACACAGAUAUUUUAGGGCAUUUAGAUUGGUGCAUAAUAAGAGACAAAAAAAAAAAAUAAUGAAUCAAAGCUCCAGAAUGAAGCACCACGGUUGCACAGAGUUACAGCAUAGACUCGGCUCUGUUAGUUAGCGCUCUAUGAAAUGGCAGUGAUGGUGAGAUUAGCAUGAAAGUUAAGGCUUUAGAAGAUGAUCUGUUUGAGCACACAUUGGAAGUUCAGAGAGCUGGACUGGCUAAAAGAAAUGAAGCUGUACUGCUUUUAUUUCGCAAGAGUGAAAUAUUCUUCUGGUGCCACUAUGAGCAGGAAGUCAGACAACAUUGUGGAGAGUGUAGGAAGCACUGAAGCAAAAGUGAAAAAGAUCAUGUUAUUUAUACCUGAAAGCGAUUUUGUAGUUAGUUCUGGGCUUCGAAAUGAAAGGAUAUCUUGUGACAGGACACCUCAUGUUAGUUCCUCACAGGGUGUCCAUUUGUCCAUGCAUCCAUCUGUCCACUCGUCCAUCCAUCCAUCCAUCCAUCCAUCCAUCUUCUUGAACCUCUUUUUCGACACAGGGUCAUGGGGAGCAUGGAGCUUAUCCCAGGGGACUUGGGGUACAAGGCAGGGCACACCCUGGACAGGGGUACUAACCCUUCAUAGGGCACAAUCACACACAGCCAUUCACACACUAUGUGCAAUUUAGAGACACCAAUCAGCCAGUGCAUGUCUUUGAAAUGCGGGAGGAAACCAGAGCACCCAGAGGAAACCCCUAAAGCAUGGGGAGAACAUGUAGACACACAAAACAGAGACAUUUUUAUUGCGAAAGCUGAGAAGAGUUUAAGGAAAUGAAACAGAAACAUAAAUAGGGAUACAAGUUAAGUUGGAAUGCAGAAAAUUAGAUCCACUUGGGUCAUCUGUCUGGUAUAUCUAUCUUAGCUUUUUCUAGAUUUUCAUUCCUCAUUUGAAUCUAUUAAAUGUGUUUAAUGUUCAUGGAAUAAACCUUCAGAAAUUUCUAUUUC